AUGAGUCGGCCCUGUGAGAGUCCUGCCACGACUCUUUGGGCUCAGACUGACCCCAGUAGUUUAGGCACAAACAUUAUGCUUGCUCCCGCAGCCCCAACAGUCCUUGCUCCUUUAAGAGAGCCCAGUGGAGAUGUUAUUCAACCACCUGAAGAUGGACCCUUGGAUCUCCAUGGAUCACCACAGUGUUCUCAGUCAGCUUCACUUCAGCAUUCAGAAAACCUGGAGAAUCCACCAAAGGUCACUAAAGAUGCUCAGCAGAGUGUCAAAGCAGAGAGCAAUACGUCUGCCCCAACACCUGCAUCCUCCUCCAGACCCCGUAACCCCGAGCCGACCACUCCGCAGCUAGCACAGGAACCGCCGAAAGCUUCUACCGUUCAGGUCCCACUGCAGAGACACAACAGUGGCCCUCAUGUGGCUGAAGCUUCGUCCACAGCUUUAGCACAUGGGGCUCCUGCUGCUGAGACUCACCCUCCUGCCCCACACCCUCCCGCCGCUCACCCUCCUGCCCCACACCCUCCCGCCGCUCACCCUCCUGCCCCACACGACUCACUUCCACAGAGCACAGUUCCAACAGACGGUUCUCAACCUCCACGACCCCCGUCCACCGCAGGGAGUCAACAGGGCUACGGGCCGCCUGCUGUUCCUCCUCAGGGGCCACCCGGACCAGGAUACAGAGGAUACUAUGCAGAAUACGCUUCUAGACAUUUUCCUCCUGCGCAAUAUCCUCCUGGACAGUAUCCUCCUGGACAGUAUCCUCCUGGACAGUAUCCUCCUGGACAGUAUCUUCCUGGACAGUACCCACCACCAGCUGGAGAUGGAAGGGCGCAGUAUUACCCAGAGGAUCCAUACCGUAGCAGGACAGAUCCUUGGUAUGGGAGGUAUGAUGGAGUCUCUCAAACUGGAUAUUACGAUCAGAACUACCAGUACAGAGAACCUCCACCAGAAAGACCCAGCUCCAGGACCAGUCAGUACUCUGAUCGGCCUUCAUCCAGACAAGGAUAUUCCGAAGAAUACAGACCCAACACAGCUGCCUAUAGUGAAUACUAUCCAGAUUACGCAAACCAGUAUAAUUAUCCAGAAUAUGUCUAUGGAGCGUAUGAUUCUCGAUAUAGAGGAUAUAACUGGACGGGUGAGGGCUACAGAAACAGAGACGCCCAGUACAGCCAACAGCAGAUGCAUCCAACCAGAAAAAAUGGCUAUGACGACCAGUGGCAGUACUACCCCGGUUAUGAUCCAAGCUUUGAUGAUGACUACCGAUGGCGAGGAGAUGCGUAUAACGAUGACUUUGACCGACGGAGCAUCCACAGUGAGCAGUCGGCUCACAGCGUGCACAGCGCUCACAGUCAACACAGCAGAAGGAGCAGCUUCAGUUCACGCUCACAACAGAGUCAGGUCUAUAGAAGCCAGACUGACCUCACAUCCGCGGCCUUUGACAACACUUCAUCCACGUUGGCUGUUGAUUAUUCCUAUGGGCAGUAUCCGAACCAGAUUGACGCGUCACAGAGCUACAGCCAGUAUCCAUAUUCAUCUGGGGGCACAGCUGAUGACACCUGGACAGCCCCUGAUCAACCUCCUCCUCGUCCAGCAACCCCUGAAAAGUUUGCCAUGCCUCACCGCUGCGCUCGUUUCGGACCUGGUGGACAUUUAGUGCAAGUGCUUCCCAAUCUCCCGUCCGCCGGACAGCCUGCACUUGUGGAUAUUCAUAACUUAGAGACCAUGCUGCAGGACACACCAGCUCAAGCCGAGCUCAGAGCGUUCCCAGGACCUCUUGUUAAGGAGGACACACAUAAAGUGGAUGUGAUAAAGUUCUCUCAGAACAAGGCUCUGGAAUGCUCACGUGACAACAACCUUUUAGACCGAGACUCCGCUCGCCUUCUCUGGGACUUUAUUGUGCUGCUUUGUCGACAGAAUGGGACCGUUGUGGGCACAGAUAUUGCAGACUUAUUGUUGAAGGAGCAUCGCUCUGUGUGGCUUCCUGGAAAGAGUCCAAAUGAAGCCAAUUUAAUAGAUUUCAAUAAUGAGCCUCUGUCUCGAGCCGAGGAGGACCCUGGAGCAGGACCACUGUCUCUGCUGUCAGACACCUUCAUGACGGUUCCAGAGAAUGUGGGCAAAGAAACUGAGCGAUUCAGAGAACUCCUACUGUUUGGUCGAAAAAAGGAUGCGCUGGAAGCUGCAAUGAAAAGUGGUCUCUGGGGUCAUGCUCUGCUGUUGGCCAGUAAAAUGGACAGCAGAACUCAUGCGCGUGUGAUGACUCGAUUUGCUAACAGCCUUCCCAUCAAUGACCCGCUUCAGACUGUGUACCAGCUCAUGUCCGGCAGGAUGCCAGCGUCCGCUACAUGUUGUGGAGAAGAAAAAUGGGGAGACUGGCGCCCUCAUCUGGCCAUGGUUUUGUCAAACCUUACACAUACACUGGACCUCGACACUCGCACUAUUGCAACAAUGGGUGACACUCUUGCCUCUAAAGGACUUGUGGAUGCUGCUCAUUUCUGCUAUUUAAUGGCACAAGUUGGUCUUGGAGUUUACACAAAGAAGAGCACUAAGAUGGUUCUUAUUGGCUCCAACCACAGUUCGUCGUUUUAUUUGUUUGCUUCCAAUGAAGCGAUUCAGAGGACGGAGGCUUAUGAGUACGCACAAUCUCUGGGCUCACAUUCCUGUUCUCUGCCUAAUUUCCAGGUGUACAAGUUCAUCUAUGCAUGUCGCUUGGCUGAAGCCGGCCUCAGUGCGCAGGCGUUCCACUACUGUGAGGUGAUCUCCAAGUCUGUCCUCAUGCAGCCCUCCUACUACGCCCCUAUAUUCAUCAGCCAGCUCAUUCAGGUGUCCGAAAAACUACGAUUUUUUGACCCUCAGUUGAAAGAGAAGCCAGAGCAGGAGCUUUUCAAAGAACCUGAUUGGCUUCUUUAUCUUAGACAGCUGGAUGGACAGAUGAGGACUGGAGUCAUAUCAUAUAAUGCGGACAGAUCGACACCAGCUCAGUACGACUGCAGCAGCCCCAGCUCUGACUUUGAUGAGCCCAGUCCUCCUGAACCUUACAACCUGCCAGGGGAGACGCACGGGAACCCUCCAGACAACCCCCUAAUGAGCUCACUGUUACCUGCACCACAUGCUCAGGGAGUUACGCUCAUGCCUCCAGCUCCAACAUCCAUCAUACAAGACGGCGUGGCACCACCGCAGCACAUGGCACCUCCGCAGCACAUGGCACCUCCGCAGCACAUGCCACCUCCGCAGCACAUGCCACCUCCGCAGCACAUGGCACCUCCGCAGCACAUGCCACCUCCGCAGCCACCUCCGCAGCACAUGCCACCUAAUGACGUUCCCCAAUUCUACCCCGUGCCCCCGACUGGACCCCCAGGGCAGAUACCUUACCCCGGCUAUGGCUUGCACGACCAGGGGUAUGCUCCACCGUUCCAGCCUCAGCCGGAGCAGGUGGACAUGUACCCACCGCAGGUCAGCCCCGUGGCCUCAGUCCCACCACCGCUGCCAUCCGCACAAAUCCACCCUCCCAGCGCUCAGAUGCCCACCUCCCCUGCCCACGCCCCACCUGUCGACCACCUGCCCCCCAUGGUUCAGCAGACCAUCUCUGCCUCCCCUCCCAGAAACUCGUUAACGCCGCAGAUGGACUUCUAUGACCAAAUGGCACACAUGGGUCCUGGAAGAAGAUCCAGAACUACUUCUCAGUCUUCAAUGCAUAUGCCAUCCGGACGGAGAUCUCGCACCACUUCGGAAUCAUCCACUCAUUCAGGAGGAAGAGAAAGGAGCAAUUCUGCCAUCAAGCAAACCUCUCCUCCACCGCCGCCUAUUCCGGAACAGCCGAGACAAGAGGAGAAAAGACCCAAAAAAGACUCGCCCAAAAAGAACGGAGGACGUGGCUGGCUGGACUGGCUCUACAGGAAGGGGAAGAACGAAGCUCACCUGCCGGACGACAAAAACAAAUCUAUUGUGUGGGAUGAGAAAAGGCAAAGAUGGGUGGAUCUGAACGAGCCUGAAGAAGAGUCAAAACCGCCUCCGCCGCCUCCGUCUGGCUUCCCAAGUAUGCCCUCGAUGCCCGGGCCUCCAGCCAUGUCUCCUCCCAGUGGUGGACCUCCAGUCAACAUGUUCUCCCGGAGAGCAGGUACAAAGAGCAGAUACGUGGACGUUCUGAACCCCAGCAGGACCGCUAACGUCUCCGGUGGAUUAGCUCCAGCUCCUGCAGAUAUCUUUGCUCCCCUCGCUCCAAUGACCAUGCCCGCGAAUCUGUUUGUGCCUAGUUCAGCUCCUGACGAUCAGCAACCUUUAGAAGGCAGCGAUGGCGGCGGUCAAGAACAAAGUUCACCCACCGCGAGCACAAUUCCUCAGAUGUACAACCCCACACUGGUACCACCUGCCCCAGAGAUACCUUCUGUGCCUGAUGGCUCUACAUCUGGAGAGGGUCCUCCUCCGUCAGGACCUCCGACCACAGGAGCUGUCCCCUUUUACAACCCAGCUCAGUUCACACAACCAAGUGCAACAUCUGGCGGUGGACUACGGUCUGGGCGAUUGGGCGGACAGCGGCAAUAUCCGGGGAUGAAGUAA
Molecule: messenger RNA, 4548 nt
Organism: Knipowitschia caucasica
Lineage: Eukaryota; Metazoa; Chordata; Actinopteri; Gobiiformes; Gobiidae
Source: the annotation of a GenBank genome assembly